Symbiodinium sp. CCMP2456 is the source of this 576-nucleotide messenger RNA. Lineage: Eukaryota; Dinophyceae; Suessiales; Symbiodiniaceae. The record is from the annotation of a GenBank genome assembly.
GACCCCACCCGCUUCCGCACAUGGGCCUCCAACAAGAAGGAGGACGACAAGUGCCUGGAGCAUGCCACAGCCGUGAGUUUCAAUAGCUACCCAGCUUGGUAUUCCGAGAAGCAGGACCUGUCGGCACCAAGGCGUGAGUGGACGGCCAGCGCUGCCUGGGCACAGCGAAACUUCCCGGACAAACCGUUCUUCAUCAGCGAGACUGGUGCUGGAGGUCUCUACGAAUGGGCCACCAAUGCAACAGAUGCAUACUGGACGCUCAAGUACCAGCAAGAGGUCAUCGAUGCGGAUGUGGACGUUGCUCUUGCGGACAGCAACGUGUCAGGAUUGACCCUGUGGCAUUUCUUUGACUUCAAAGGGAAUGACGAGGCUCAGAUCUGUGGCCCCUGCCAGUAUCUUCCUGGCGUGCAGCCGCCCACGUGUGGAUGGUACAACAUGUCAGGUCAUUGCGAGAAUCGCCCUGGCGGGCUGAAUCACAAGGGAGUGCUGGACCCCUACAGACGCAAGAAGCCGUCUUUCAGCGCCGUGGCGCAGAAGUACGGCCAACAGAGCACUGGCCACCUGUACAUAAUAUGA